Messenger RNA from Oncorhynchus kisutch (coho salmon), 2723 nucleotides. Its product is annotated as cdc42 effector protein 4-like. Gene Ontology annotation, cellular component: plasma membrane; cytoskeleton; cytoplasm. The transcript has 3 exons. NCBI's taxonomy places the organism in Eukaryota, Metazoa, Chordata, Actinopteri, Salmoniformes, Salmonidae. Gene Ontology annotation, molecular function: small GTPase binding. Gene Ontology annotation, biological process: regulation of cell shape; Rho protein signal transduction; positive regulation of actin filament polymerization. The record is from RefSeq and is a predicted model, not a curated record. The coding region runs from base 655 to 1764 and encodes 369 amino acids.
GGCGUGGUCAGACUCAGGAAAGCAGUGGAAACGCGAUGAACGUUGCACCGGUGUACAGCAACCCCUGACAGAAGAACAGAGGAUGCAUCAUAGCUACUAUUUUACUCUGGAAACCAACUUCACUAUCUUAUUUUGGUGCUGAUUUAUUUUUUAUUUUUUAAAUAAUAAUAAUAGAAUUGGGAGUUUGGAAGAGUCGAUAGGAUAUAUAUUCUCUACAUUUUGCCUGGUCCCGUUGUUGAGCGGAUCCUAGCCUACCACAAGACAAGCCAACAGACAACGUUGUUGUGUGAUGAACGCGCCCUUGUCUUGAACCUGGGGCCUCUUUGAAACUGUCACGCGGAUCAACGCCUUGUGAAUGGGAUGCUUUUCACGGAGUUAACCUUUGACCUUUUGGAUCGUUCACUGCGGCACAGCAAACUUGAUGUAACCCCUGUUAUGUUGCCACAACAUCUAAAUUCCAAGGGGGUUUGAUUGAGCCACCCUGGAACUGAAGACAUGUGUUAUUGUAUCUGGGGACUGCAAUGAGUGUGACACGGAUCUACCUUGAAGACUUCCCAAAGAGAGAGAUCUGCCCUUCUGGGAUCCUGACUGACUGACUGUGUGUCUGUGUGACAGACUCUGAGUAUCUGAGGUGUGUGAUCUCCACCAGCAACCAUGCCCAUCCUAAAGCAGCUGGUAUCUGGUUCGUCCCAGACCAAACAGCGCCGCUCCCGUAUGGACCUGACCCGGGAGAUGAUCAGCGCUCCCCUGGGGGACUUCCGCCACACCAUGCACGUGGGUCGCAGCGGGGACGCCUUCGGGGACACCUCUUUCCUCUCCACCCACUCCGGGGAGGCCCCCCACCAGGCCGAACCCCAGGCCCAUCCCCACUCCCCCCGCCCAGGGCUUUUAUCCAGAACCUUCCGCAGCAGCAAACGCUCCCAGUCCGUCACCAGAGUGGACCAGAGAGACUGCUCGCUAGCGCCACCCAGUGGCUCGCCCACCUUCGUGAAGAACGCCAUGUCUCUCCCCUUCCUCAAUGAUGAAAACGGUGACCAUGUUGAUGGAGGAUACAGGGUGCCUAAGAGCCUCUCGUCCAGCCCACUGAAACAACUGAAUGAGCAGGAUGGAGGUGGAGGUACCAGGCCGUCUAAUGGGGCCGCUGCUGGGGCCCGAUCUCUGGAGCUGGAUGAGAGGAGCUUUGGGGAGCUGACUGACCUGCCAAGCCCCAGCCGCGGGUACUACGGAGGAGGGAUGAAGCACGCGGUGUCGGUCAUGUCGUUCCACAUCGACCUGGGGCCCUCCAUGUUGGGGGACAUCCUGGGGGUGAUGGAGAAGGAGGAUGAUGAUCUGGGAUACGAGGAGGGGAAGAGCAGUGAGGGACGGGCCUCUCCUACACUACUCCUGGGAAGGGAGGUGGGAGGAGAGGAGGAGGGAGAAGAAGAGGAACCGGAAGCUGAGCUACUGCAGCUGCAGGAGGAGGCGGUCCCUGUACCUGCGAGUCCAACCAGCUCUGUAGAACCUGAGGUGGGAGAGGACGAGGGUGCACCCUACACCCCAGAGUACACCCCAGAGCCCCGCCCUAAACACCUGCAGCACCGAUUAGAUACCUGUUCUGUGUCCAGCUCCGCCUCUGGCUCCGCCCACGUGGAGCAGGAGAAACCUGCCGGACAGCUCCACGGAGGAGAUACGAACAGUGCCACUUUCAGUGCACCACCUGAGGAAGAGGAGCUGGGGAAGUUUUCUUCCUUCUUGGAGGACGAGGAUGAUGAGAUCCGUGUAUGAAACGAGACGUACAAGCUCAAACCAUAUAUGGAGCGGAUGAGUGUGGAUUAAUACAGAUGGAUAGAUUCUAUACUGAGUGGAUAUGGAUGAGUACAGAUGGAUAUGGAUGAGUACAGAUGGAUAUGGAUGAGUACAGAUGGAUAUGGAUGAGUACAGAUGGAUAGAUUCUAUACUGAGUGGAUAUGGAUGAGUACAGAUGGAUAUGGAUGAGUACAGAUGGAUAGAUUCUAUACUGAGUGGAUAUGGAUGAGUACAGAUGGAUAUGGAUGAGUACAGAUGGAUAGAUUCUAUACUGAAUGGAUAUGGAUGAGUACAGAUGGAUGAAUUCAGUACUGUAUAAAGUCAGCUUUAUAAAGCCCCACAUCACAACAGAGACGUAUAGACUGGAUGGCUAGAAGAAGAAACUGCUCCCUCUGUCCUUCCUGUGAGAAUACAAACAUCUGGACUUAGUCAUGUGGACUGGGAUCUGUGGACUGGGAUCUGUAGACUGGGAUAUGUUGACUGGGAUCCUGCUUCAGGGAGAAAGGGAUCCUUCUGGAUGAAUAGAAACUCCAUCUGUUACAUACAGAACAGCUUGCUAACUUCUCCCUCACACACACCACAUUACAGCUACUGUCUGUCUGUCUGUACACUGAGAGAAGUCACAUGGAAGAGCAGUCCAAGUGUGUGAACUCGUGAAUUUAGGAGAGACCCUUAUAACAUGUUGAUAAACAUGACUUUAUUAAGCCUCUGUCCAGUGCUAUUCAUUCCCUUUACUUGUGUCAUAAUGAUAAUAAUAAGGGCUUUUCUUCCUUAAUAAUCUGUGCCAUUUCAUAUGAUGUAGCUCCUCUCUGUCUCUGCCUGUUAAGUGGAACUGUGUUGGUGUAAUCAAGUAGUCUGGCCGGAACAGAGAUCUACUGUUACCGCGGUGAUGGGGACCUGGCUGCCACAAUAAAAGGCUUGUGUUGUGUGUAUCACUC